AUGUCAACAGAACCCCCACCAAAAAAAGACUGGUCCGCAACCCAAUACCUCAAAUUCAACAACGAGCGCCUCCGCGCCGUCUACGACCUCGUCUCUCAAAUCCAACCCAACAUCACCAACAAACCCAACCCGCGUAUCUACGACCUCGGCUGCGGACCCGGAAAUAGUACAAAAGUCCUCCUCGAUGCGUUUCCCUCUGCGCGCAUCACAGGCAUGGACAGCAGCCCCGACAUGUUGAAAAAGGCCAAUGCGGAGUUUGACGGAAAGGACAGUGUAGAUUUCACACGAGGGGAUCUAGCGACGUUCAAAGCAGAUGGAGACGUAGAUGUAUUGUUCAGCAACGCGGUAUUCCACUGGCUCCGGUCUUCCGAACGCAUUCCCACGCUCGCGCGCCUCUUCUCCUCGCUGAAAAGCGGGAGCGUAAUAGCGAUCCAGGUCCCGGAUAACUACCACGAGCCGUCGCACCGGAUGAUGCGUGAGACAGCCCUCCAAUCUGGAAAGCCUUGGUCGGACUCCUUCGCGGAUACGCAGAUUGGCGAUUUGAAGGAUACGUCAAGGCCGGAUUUGGAUCCUAUUGAGGAGCCGAGUGCGUUUUAUAAUGCGUUGGUGGGACAGGCGAGUUUGGUUAAUGUGUGGAGGACUAAGUAUAUGCAUGUGCUCAAGGAUGCGGGCGCGAUUGUGGAGUGGGUCAAGGGAACGGGGUUGCAGCCUUAUUUGAAUAGGAUUGAGGGGGAGGAGGCGAAGAAGGCGUUUUUGGAGGAGUAUGAGAGGGGGCUGAGGGGUGAGUAUCCGGAGUUGGUGGAUGGGAAGGUGCUUUUGGGAUACCCUAGGUUGUUUGUUGUUGCUGUGAAGAAGUAG
Messenger RNA from Alternaria hordeiaustralica, 858 nucleotides. RefSeq lists its product as uncharacterized. NCBI's taxonomy places the organism in Eukaryota, Fungi, Ascomycota, Dothideomycetes, Pleosporales, Pleosporaceae. Gene Ontology annotation, molecular function: trans-aconitate 2-methyltransferase activity. The record is from RefSeq and is a predicted model, not a curated record. The coding region runs from base 1 to 858 and encodes 285 amino acids. The transcript has a single exon.